This is a messenger RNA of Malus domestica (apple), 2445 nucleotides long. RefSeq lists its product as uncharacterized. The record is from RefSeq and is a predicted model, not a curated record. Lineage: Eukaryota; Viridiplantae; Streptophyta; Magnoliopsida; Rosales; Rosaceae.
GCUUCGAUCCCAUCGAUUAGCUCUGACGAUUUCUAGAGAGAGACAGAAAUCAAAUCAUAAACAAAAAGGAAAAUCAAAUUCUUCGAAUUUUCCUUUAUAUUCUGAAAUUUAAUUUUUUAAGAAGGAAAAUUGCAAUCAUCUCUCUGUGGGAGGUUUAAGAUCGAGAAGUUGGAUUGGAAUCAAUCGGAUUUCUAGGGUUUUGAUAUCGGAAUUGGGGUUUUUUUUUUAGCGAUCUGAUUGACGGUCAGGAUUGAUCGGCAUCGAAUAGGUAACGGACGAGUUUUUUUGAAUUUUGAGAUUUGGGAUUCUAGGGUUUGUGGAGUUUCCUUCGAAAUUGGGGGAAACGAUGAACGAUCAGUCAAAGCUGAUGAAUCGAGCGCCGCCGAUGAUGAGUUUGAGCCAAGCUCAAGUGAUGAACCAGCCGCUGCCACAGAUGAUGAGUCAGCCGCAGCCGCAGAUGAUGGCACCGUCGUCGCAGGCCAUGGCGGUUCAGCAGCAAUCUCAGUUGAUGAUGAUGAAGAGUCAGUCUCAGCCGAUGAUGAUGAAUCGGAACUACAAGGCUUGGCCUCAGCCGCAGCCUCAAUUCGCUGCCCAAAAGCCGCCGCCGUCGAAUCUUGGGCGUAACAAUUGGAAAGGCAAGAAGGGCGGAGAUAAGAGGAGGAUGGACAAGAAUGUCCCCAAUUUGCCGCUGAGUGGUCAGACCAGCGGAGGAGGAGGAGGCGGAGGAGGAGGGUACAUACCGCCGACGCUUCACGAGUUACAGUCUCAGAAUCGAAUGAAAGCCCGGAAAUUUUACCCGAAAAAGAAGUUUAACAAUAGGUUUGCGCCUUACGCCCCAAGGAACACGACGUCGUUUAUUAUUAGAGCGAAGAAGGCCGGCGGCAUAGCCUCGCUGGUUUCACCUUGUGCCGUAACUCCGGCUGUUCUGCCCACGCCCAUGUUCUCGCCUUCGAGCGAGGUCUUGGGAGAUAUGGCGAAAGAGGAGUGGGGUAUUGAUGGCUAUGGGUCAAUGAAAGGGUUGAUUCGGCUUCGGUCACCUGGAAAUGAUGACGAGGAGGGUGGUGGCGGAUCGAGUGAGAGCGAUGUGGAGGAGCAUGUGGAGGUGGAGAGGAGGUUGGACCAUGACUUGAGUCGGUUCGAGAUGGUGUACCCGAACUACAGCGGGGUUGAGUAUAACAAUGCUUUGGAGAAUAGGGUGGAUGAUCAGGAUACUCAUAUUGCUCAAUUAGAGGAAGAGAAUCUGACCUUGAAGGAGAGGCUUUUCUUGAUGGAGAGGGAGUUGGCGGAUUUGAGAAGGAGGAUGCAGUUCAUUGAGAAGAGGUACCAUGUGAUGGGGGAGGUCAAUGAAGAGGUGGUGGAAAAUGGAUCUGAAAAUGAUAGUGAUGGAGGGUCGGAUGCCCCUCAUAUGGGUACAGAGGGUGAGAGCAAUCCUGAGAUGGUAGAGUAUGUGUCGAGAGAUGGAGGAAGCAGAAGUGUUGGCCCAUUGGCCGAGGAUGAAAUUGUUAGGGAUGUUGAUGUAGGGAUGGAAGAAUAUGUGCCCGAUGAAAUGAUUUUGAAGGUAAAUGAGGCGAAUGAUGAAACACGAAAUGAGUUUGUAGGUAACGAAGAGGUUGAGGAAUUUAAGAGUGAGCUUACCCCAGAAGAACUAAUUGGAAAUAAAAAUGAGGUUGAAGAUAAGAAAGUGAAGGAUGAAGUCGAGUCAAGAAUGUGACUGAGUUAGUGCAGGGUGAGCUGAAUGCAAAGAAGGAUGAGGAGAUGGGAAUUGCGUGCCCGGAGAAGAGCAUUGGCGACGGUGACUAAUCUGUCCCGCGUUAAUUUCACCUGUAUUUUUGUAUGGAAGUGACUUACUCUCCUUGCUUAAAUCUUCUGUAUCGCACGUGAUGGUGGCUCCAGCCGCGCAGUUUGAAGUCUUCAGCCUCUUUGACGACGCUGAAUUUGCACUUUUGCUCGUUUUGAAGGGGAUGAAUUAGCGCGUUGGAAAUUCAAAAGUUCCACGCAUGGAUGUCAAAAACCAGUACAAGUGGGAGUCUACGAGGAACAAGACUUGAUUGUAGGUUGAUAAAGCUGCUUCAUCUUUGUUUCAUUCGGUUGAUGCAUCACUACAUAACCAUCCUGGGGAGCCUUCUGGGAAUGUUUUUACAGACGAGAAGAUGGCUGCUGUGGCAUAGCUCUUCCUUGUUCGAACAUCAAUUUUUUCACGAAUAUUACUCGAGUAGCUUCUGGUUGAGGUUCAUCUGGCUUAUUGAUGGUAAAGCCCAUUUGCUUCAGUCUGAAGCCGACGGACCAAGUAUUCCGAAUCACUCAUUUCAAAUCUUAUUGCCCCAAUUAAUCCAACUCACUGGCUCAUGUUUUUUUUAAAGAAAAAUGCAAUAUUUUUUAUUUUUGCAAAAUAUUUUUCAUCAUGAUUAAGAAAAACUUUAUAAGAAUUUGAAAGUUGUUUUACCA